Adineta steineri is the source of this 726-nucleotide messenger RNA. The record is from the annotation of a GenBank genome assembly. Lineage: Eukaryota; Metazoa; Rotifera; Eurotatoria; Adinetida; Adinetidae.
AUGAUUGUCGCUGAUAAUAUUCUAUCUCCUGGAGCACCUGAUUAUGUAAAUUAUGUUCGAAAUAAUCCGCAAUAUACAUCAACAUUUCAUGAAUCAACUCUUGAGUGUGAUAAAAAUACCCGUGAUGGUGUCGAAAUUUCAAUACGACAGUAAAUUUAAUUGUAAGAAAGUAAAAUUUCUUUUUUUUAAUUUUUUCUAUAAAAUAAAGAAUCUGAAACGAAGAAAAACUAAAAUUGAUGUUUAAUUGAAUGAUUAACAUCUACUUUUCGAAAAAUAUAUAAUUUUACGAGUGUAGUUUUAUCUAUCUCUAUUCAACGAUUUUAUACAAUUAGUCAUCUUAGUUAGAAUAUUCACAGAGAUAGAAAUGCAUCUCUAAUCAACUUAAAAAACUCUUACUAAUUACAUAUUUCAUUAAUUAAUAACGUCUUGACACAAAAUUUGUCAGUGAAGACGAUUGCUAUGAAUAGAUACACUAUUAUAAAUUUGUUUUCUUCAGGUACAAUAAUAGUAGACAUAAAUAUGAACAACGUAUCGUUCAAACGAAUCAUUAAAUAAAACAGCAAUUACACAGAUCAUAUAAUGUUGUACCAUCAAAUGUGAUAAAAAGUUUUAUUGGCGUUGAUACUUUCUAUUAUUGUCAUCUGCAGAAUCGUUAAUUGAAUAUAGAAAUGUAAGGAAUGUUUCUCAACGACAAUUAUUCUCUUCAAAUAAGUAUCAAUGAAUGGG